This is a messenger RNA of Aspergillus aculeatinus CBS 121060, 1551 nucleotides long. RefSeq names its product Zn(II)2Cys6 transcription factor. The record is from RefSeq and is a predicted model, not a curated record. Gene Ontology annotation, molecular function: DNA-binding transcription factor activity, RNA polymerase II-specific; zinc ion binding. The coding region runs from base 300 to 1076 and encodes 258 amino acids. Gene Ontology annotation, biological process: regulation of DNA-templated transcription. Lineage: Eukaryota; Fungi; Ascomycota; Eurotiomycetes; Eurotiales; Aspergillaceae. The transcript has a single exon.
UUCGUUUUGUCGAAGUCGGCAAUUGUCCUUGUGGCAACGCUUCGUGGGCACUAGAAGUUGUCUUUUAGUUCACGAUUGUCAGCUUGAGUGCGAUAAACUUAUGGUCUUCAAAUCCGUAACAACCUUGUGUCUAGACCCAAUCUCGCGUCAGACCACUGGACAGGAGCAAGUUCUCACGUGAAUUCAAUCUAUCCAUGCAUUGCCCCGCCAUUAAAUAAGCAGCACAGAACAAACAUUCAUCCAGGGUCGGAGUCUGCAGUCGACCCCACUGUUCCUUGGCUUCAUAACCCCGAGGUACCAUGCCACCUCCCCGUCUCAAGCGCACCCGGACGGGAUGCCUGACCUGUCUCCGGCGGCGAGUCAAAUGUGGUGAAGAAAAGCUUAUGUGUCACAGAUGUCAGACUGCCAACCUCGUCUGUGCCGGCUACCAGCAGAGCCGGCAUGUCGUGCCUGUCGUUUUCACGGGAGAAGCGGAUACAGACGCACCCUCCUCUGCCCCGCUUGUAACCUCGUCUUCAGCGUCCCAGUUGGUUUUAGCCCAGUACGUGCCAGAUGUGGUGCGAUCGCCUGAAGACCCACAUCAACGCACUGCUUUACUAGCAAUCUACCACCAAUACGUGACUAGCACCGUCCACCGGUUCUUCGCAGGCAGCGGCCGUGUAUUUUGGCGCGACACAGUCGCACAGAUGGCGUGGGCGGACGAUCCGGUCUGCCAUGCGAUUCUGUGUCUCGGGGCCCUGCACCGGGCCGCGCUACUCCCGGCGGGCCAUGCGCAGAAGGGCCAAAUGAGAGCGAAGGGUGUGAAUGCCUACACCAGUGGCUUGGAACUUGCGCGGGGCCACUGCAGCACUGGGAUCCGGCAGGUCGGGGUUAGUUCGGUUGGGGUUAUAAUGGUCUUUGCGUUGGUGAAGGUAGUAUACCCAGCUCUGCCAUCCCAUCCACGAAGAGUUUGUCUGACUAUGUGGAUAAAAGUAGGUAUUCUUGAAACACCUGUCCGGUGCUGGACGCCACCUCGGCGGGGCACAGAGACUGUUCUGCGAGCUUGUCGGGUCGGCAAACCCUACGGAGGAUCUUAGAUGUAUCGAGGACCCGCUCACGCGUCUGCAAUUCUCCAUCCAGAAUCUGACGUCUGGGACCGGAGGUGAGGCUGUUCCGGAGCAAACAGCUGUAGCCCCCUUUCCUCACUAUCCAAGCCUCUCAUACAUCAACGAUGAAGAUCUCCUCUUCUCAGACCACAGUCAUCUCCUCCAGGUUGUAGCCUCUUACCGGGACGACAGCCAGCUCGUGUGGCUACCAAUCGAGCACACAACCACCUCCGUAAACAGAGAACCACUCAAUUUAGUCUAUAGGGGUAUGGGAUAGUUUGGAUUGCUUAGUUUUGGUUGGGUUGGUGUGGGGUUCUUUUUGGGGGUACUGAGAGGAUGGGAUUUACUGUGCAUGGUAUGGAGAUUGAAUAAGUAUGAAUUAGCCUCGCAAAGAGGAUGAAAUUAAUUGCUGGUUGGUUUAGUUAUACCUGAUAGGGAAUGGGGGAGCCCUUACCUUGCGCUUUGU